AUGCCGAAACCAAGGACUCGCAACCUUCAAAACUGCUUCAAAACCGGCAACGAAGCGCUGCACGCCUGUCUCUGCGAUGAUGAGCUUCAAGAGCUACAACGACUACUAAGUACCUCGUCUCCGCCGGAUAUCGAGUACAUGGCCCAUGGAUUUGGUCCGCCGCUUCAUUUUGCUGCUUCAUUUGGAAAAUCUGAAGCAGUGGAGAUAUUGCUAGAUGCUGGUGCAGAUCCUCUUCCAGUCUACUCCGAUAAUUUGACGGUGAGUUCGAACGCGCUCGGAUUUGCUGCCCAACAUGGUCAUCGAGAUAUCGUCAAGCGCCUCUGGAUGUCUCGUUGCCCAGAGUGCCAUAUACAUGGGCUCAAACACGGUCAGAUGAGUCUUGUUACUGCCGCGGAAUACGGACACGUUGCUAUUGUCAAAGAUUUGUUAGAGUGGUGGAAUGGCUGGUCACAGGAUUUGAAAAAUCACGCAUUGUUUUUUGCCGCACGACGUUGGCAUCUUGGAGUGGUGAAUCUGCUGCUGAACGAGGUUGUAUACGAACAAUCCACCAUUCAAGAGGCGCUGCAUCUCGCUGCAAGCCUUAAGCACAUGCUGAGUGAGGAAUAUAUCAAGGUUAGUUACCACGGCAUCGACUACAUCAACCAACAACUCCUGGUCGCGUUGCUCAUUGAUGCCGGUGCCAACCCAAAUUCACUUGUCCGGAAUUCUUGUCCGCUCAUAUGUAGUGUUGCCUACCACUCAGAUUUCAUAGGCGUGGUUAAGGUCCUUCUUGAGAAGGGCGCAGAUCCAAACAUGGCCGACCAAGAGGGCAAAUCUGUUCUACAUGAUUUGGCCGAGCCAGUUCAAUCAGGUGAUUCCACUAUUCCGAACGAAACUGCCAUCCACCUUUUACUACAACAUGGAGGUUCUGUGUCUCAGCCAGACAGCGCGGGCGAGUGCCCGUUGCACAUGGCUGCUUAUGGACUCGACUUGCGUCUUUUCCGUCUGUACCUAGACUCUGGCUCAGACCCAGACCACCAGCGAAAUGCUCGAUUACAGUUAAAAAACAAUGGCAUGGAGACAUUGCUUCAUUUCGCCGCCGUAGGAGGACGUAUUGAGGUAAUCGAGUUCCUGAUUACUCAAGGUUUGGAUAUCAACGCAAUAAACUCCAACGGCUGGACCCCUUUGAUGUGUGCCCUGACACCUAUGGGAUGUCCAACAACCAAAACAUCAACCAGAGCAAUGCAAGCAGCUGAGUGCCUUCUUUCUCACGGUGCAGAUGCUAGUAUCACGACUGAUGAGGGCUGGACGCCACUACAUGUUCUUGCACUUCAUUGCGAUCUCGACAUACGUGGUAAAGCCGCGGAUCUCACACGAGAAUUGAUAACUCGGGGUGCGGACCCAGGUACCCGUGCUCCUCUAUUAAGCACGCAAGUCAAAGGACGACAAUUUUUGACGCCUUUGCCAUGGGGACAUCGUUUGCGAGACGUGAUGGCCGACCCCUCGAAAAUGAAAAUGAUCAUCCGACCUGGACUGACACCGGUAUACUGGGCUGCCGAGCGCGGGGCUCUGGGUGUAAUCAAAGCGUUAGUAGCACACGGUGUUGAUCUCGCGUUAACAGGUAAGGGUCAAAUGAGUCCGGCCAGAAUGGCGGCCGAAUCGGAGUACUUGAGGGAGCAAAACAAUCUUGUUGAUGAGAUUGUAAUUUUAUUACUGGCGAACGGCUCGGGAUUCUACUAA
Glarea lozoyensis ATCC 20868 is the source of this 1719-nucleotide messenger RNA. RefSeq names its product Ankyrin repeat-containing protein. Bases 1 to 1719 code for a protein of 572 amino acids. The transcript has a single exon. The record is from RefSeq and is a predicted model, not a curated record. Gene Ontology annotation, molecular function: protein binding. NCBI's taxonomy places the organism in Eukaryota, Fungi, Ascomycota, Leotiomycetes, Helotiales, Helotiaceae.